Rasamsonia emersonii CBS 393.64 is the source of this 294-nucleotide messenger RNA. RefSeq lists its product as uncharacterized. The record is from RefSeq and is a predicted model, not a curated record. Lineage: Eukaryota; Fungi; Ascomycota; Eurotiomycetes; Eurotiales; Trichocomaceae. The annotation marks the transcript as partial. The transcript has a single exon.
CUACUCCGACUUCUGCCUCGGUCCCGUAGGCUUCGGCGCAAUCAAUGUGUCGGUAUCCCUGACGGAUUGCACUCUUCACCAUUUCAACCAGCUCCGGCACAAAAGAGCCGUUCAUGUCGUCCUUAUACCAUGCUGUUCCUGUGCCGAAUCUCAUCUAGCGGAGUUAGUCCAUGUUCCUUUUGUAGACAAUACAAUCAGGUCAAAUACCAUUGGGAUCGAGGUUCCAUCUCACAACAUCAAGGCGGGAAUAUUGGGAGUCAUGGUGCUAUGGUGGUAGAUCACUUUGAUUCAUAA